Messenger RNA from Ruditapes philippinarum (Manila clam), 948 nucleotides. RefSeq lists its product as uncharacterized. The transcript has 5 exons. Lineage: Eukaryota; Metazoa; Mollusca; Bivalvia; Venerida; Veneridae. The annotation marks the transcript as partial. The record is from RefSeq and is a predicted model, not a curated record.
UAUGAUAUAGAUCCGCACUGAAGAGUCCUAAGUUUCAAGAUGGACGAUUGCAACCUUGAAAAGCUUGGAAUUAAACCAGGCAAAAUUGCACCCGCUUUUCACCAGGACACUUUAGAGUAUAGUUCAACAAUUCCAAGCAAUGUUACAGAAGUUACUCUAGAUCUUUUAACCAGAGACACGGGGGCCUCUUAUACAAUUUCAGGGAGUGGAGGAUCAAAGAAAGUCCCAGUGAAAGAAGGAGCAGUGACUGAUAUUAAAAUUGAUGUGUGUGCUGAAGACGGUAAAACAACCAAAGUGUAUAUCAUCCAUGUAAAACGACUUUCUGCAAAAGAUGCUACUCUUUCCAGUCUCAAGUUAGAUGUUGGAACUGUUGUACCAGAGUUCAGUCCUGAAACCUAUGAAUAUACAUGUUUGUUAGCCUGCAAUGUUAAUGCUGUUAAAGUGACACCUACCCCACCAGAUACUAAGAAUGUUGUGACUGUAAAUGGUGAGAAACCAGGAUCUCCAACCACACUGAAUGUUGGGAGUACAAAUAUUAUAGUGGAGGUCACCUCGGAAGAUGGCUCCAAUAAACAAAAAUACUGCAUCUGUGUUACACGCAAGCAACUCUCCCGCCAUGUUAGAAUUGAGGAUACAGCCCUUGCUUUGCAAUAUGAAGACCCCAUUUCUCUUGGCACUUUGUAUCGACCAAUCACAAUUAGGAACAGUGAUCCAAAACACACAUUUUCUGCACCAAUCAUAGAUGAGUUUACAAAGACAUCCAAAUUUGAUCCAAUCAAUGAUACACCUUUAGAAGCUGAUUGGAGGAUAGAGGAUUUUGAGCUUGAUAAAAAAUUGAGUGCAACAACUGCAUCUGUACCUUUAACAUAUGGUGGUAAAUCUGAGAGUUGCAAGUUUUCUGAUCUUGGUGCCCAGAUUGCAAAAUGUAAUGUGACCCCUAAAGUAGAG